Molecule: messenger RNA, 1458 nt
Organism: Penicillium verrucosum
Lineage: Eukaryota; Fungi; Ascomycota; Eurotiomycetes; Eurotiales; Aspergillaceae
Product: putative disulfide isomerase
Exons: 4
Coding region: 1-1458 (485 amino acids)
Biological process (GO): response to endoplasmic reticulum stress
Cellular component (GO): endoplasmic reticulum lumen
Molecular function (GO): protein disulfide isomerase activity; protein-disulfide reductase activity
Source: RefSeq, a predicted model, not a curated record
AUGCUGCACAGUGUCAGUCUUUUGCUCGUGUCGCUCCUUGCGGCACUACCUGUUAAUGCCGAUGGACUAUACACCAAGAAUUCGCCGGUGAUCCAGUUGAAUCCCCAAACCUACAAGUCACUCAUCGCCAAUUCGAAUCAUACCUCGAUCGUCGAAUUCUACGCGCCCUGGUGCGGUCAUUGCAAGAACCUCAAACCUGCCUUUGAAAAAGCCGCGAAAAGCCUCGACGGACUCGCGAAAGUCGCCGCAAUCAACUGCGACGAUGACGAAAAUAAACCCUUCUGCGGACAGAUGGGUGUCCAAGGCUUCCCGACCCUGAAAAUCGUGACACCCUCCAAAAAGCCCGGAAAGCCCCGCGUCGAGGAUUACCAAGGCGCGCGAAGCGCCAAAGGCAUCGUCGAUGCAGUCGUCGAUCACAUCCCCAACCACGUAAAGCGCGCAACGGACAAGGACCUGGACAAAUGGCUUGGACAAAACGGGGACCGGCCCAAGGCUAUCCUCUUCACAGAGAAGGGCACAACUGGCGCGCUGAUCCGCGCCCUGGCAAUUGACUUCCUCGACGCAAUUGACAUCGCCCAAGUACGGAACAAAGAAACCGUCUCCGUGAAGAAGUACGGCGUGACCGAGUUGCCGGCCCUUGUCCUCAUUCCCGGUGCCGACGCCGAGCCGAAAAUCUACGCCGGCGAGCUGAAGAAAAAGCCCAUCACCGAGUUCCUGAGCCAAGCGGCGACCCCAAACCCAGACGCGUCACCCCGUUCCACCUCCAACUCCAAGCCCAAGCCGAAACCAAAGUCCAAGCCCGCUUCUAAGCCUACCGUUGUCGACGACGCCGAAGACCUCAAGCCCACCGCCUCCCAGGACCAGGACGAAACAGACCCUUCCGAUAAGCCUGUUCAGGUCCCCAUUUCCGCCCCCCAAUCCCGACCCUCUCCACCCCCGAAUCCCUCCAUCAUCCUCCCCGAGGCGAGCGAGCCCGACGCCGCGCUUCCAGCAUCUGCUACCGAGGCACUCGCAAGCGUCGCUGAGAUCGGUCACAAGCACGCCCAGCGUGGAACUCAUCUCUUCCCACUGUAUGCUGUCCCUGCUAUCAACACCGGGUCCCAGACUCUACGUGAGGCAUUGGAAUUGGGCGAUGGCCAGACCGUUGAGAUUAUCGCGUUGAAUGCGCGUCGCGGUUGGUGGCGUCGCUUCAGCGGUGCUGAUGCGGACUUUGGAGCUGUUGCUGUUGAGUCUUGGGUUGAUGGGAUUCGGUUGGGUGAGGGUGCUAAGCAGAAGUUGCCUGAGGGUGUUGUUGCCGCUGUUGAGGCUGAGGCUGAGGCUGAACCUGAACCUGAAGCUGAAGCUGAACUCGAGGCCGAGAUUAAGCCUGAGGCGGAAGCUGAGGUUGAAACCGAAGCUGAGACGGUCGAGGUUGAAGUCGAGGCUGAGGAACAGGCUGUGGAGCAUGAUGAGUUGUGA